This is a messenger RNA of Gilbertella persicaria, 1533 nucleotides long. RefSeq lists its product as uncharacterized. The record is from RefSeq and is a predicted model, not a curated record. Lineage: Eukaryota; Fungi; Mucoromycota; Mucoromycetes; Mucorales; Choanephoraceae. The transcript has 3 exons. The coding region runs from base 1 to 1533 and encodes 510 amino acids. Gene Ontology annotation, molecular function: protein binding.
AUGCUGUUAUUUCAGUUUCGCGAUAAUAAGCUUAAGGCAUUGCCCGACUCUUUACAGAAUUUACAAAAUUUGACCAGCGUCUUGUUGCCUUACAAUCAAUUUGAGACUGUGCCUGCUAUUCUUUCAGAGCUCAAGCAGCUUCGAGAACUUAAUUUAUCGCAUAAUCAAAUCAAGGGAGAUGUCAGGAUUGAAUCAAGUACAUUGGAACAGUUGGAUCUUGGCUAUAAUGAAAUCAGAGGAUUUGACAUGCCUCGCAAUACAAGUUUGAUCAAGUUGAAUUUAAGUCAUAACCAGUUAGAGGAAUUGCCACUUUCUUUCAGGAGCUGGUCCAAGUUACAAGACCUAAAUGUUAAUCAAAAUAGACUUGUAUCUUUAUUUCCAGCUAUUCGUGAUAGUACAUCUACUGUGACUCUUGCUUCUCUUGUUCGGUUAGAUGCAGGCAAUAAUUAUAUUACAAGUAUGGUAGAAGGAAACCAAGGACAAGUGUUGAUGCCUAAAUUAAUUGAAUUAUCGCUUAUGACCAACAAACUCGAUGAUUCUGGAUUAGAAGGUCUCAAAGAUACGCCUUAUUUACAAACGCUCGACAUCUCAUCAAAUCAACUGAAAAACAUUCCUUUACUUUUGACGGAUUUGGAACAACUUGAACGUUUGGAUAUCAGGGGAAAUCAAUUACACACUUUGCCCUAUGAAUUGGGUAAACUCACUCGACUUAAAGCUAUUCAAUGUGAAGGAAACCCUAUGCGUUCAUUUACAUCCAUGUCUCAAACACAACUGAUUGAAUCUUUGCGUGGAAGCUAUGCUCAACAAGAAUCAGAAGAACAAGAAGGAGAAGCAGUGAAAAAAGAACAGGAUAUGGACAUUACAGUAGAAGAAUUGAGUCGACAAUUGACUCAAAAGGUCAAUUUGUCUGAACGUCUUGAUUUAUCUCAUAAAGAAUUGACCAACAUACCCAGUGAAUACUUAGAAUUCAAGCAAGAAGUACCAGGCACUCUACUUUUGAAUCACAAUCAAUUCAUUACAUUCCCCAUCAUACCACUCACCAAGAUAUCCGACUUUAUAGUUACUCUUGUGUUGGAUCAUAACCGUCUUACCAGCUUUAAUUUGUCAUUGGAAGGUGUUGUUUUUGCCCAUCUCAAGACACUUAAACUCAACAACAAUCGCAUUAAAUCACUCGAAUGCAACCCCAACACAGCUUCCUUUCCUCGACUGGAAGAAUUGUCUUUGAACUACAAUGCACUCACGACACUUUCUGAUGAUUUGCCCAAGGUAUUACCCUCACUCAAAAUACUUUUGGCCAGUUCAAACAAGUUGGAUAAUUUGACAGACGCUUGUUUUGGACAAGGUCUGGAAAUACUUGAUAUCAGUAACAACGAUAUUGGUUAUUUGCCACCUGGAUUAUCUAGAAUUCAAUCCUUGAAAGAAUUGGUAGUUUUCGGCAACAGAUUUCGAGUGCCCCGUCCUGCUGUGGUAGAACAAGGAACAAAAACUAUUUUGGAGUUUCUUAAGCGUCGUUAUCAAGCUUCUAAUGAAUAA